AAUUCUCUAACACUGAUUACGUCAUUUGGUGGAAAAGAACUUCUCCUCCUAUCCUUUGUCUCGUGCUCGUCUCGUUCCGCGUUGAAGAGUUGUUCGUCAUUGGCAGCGAGUACUAUUCAAUUCCAUACGCGCGCAAUUAACGUUAGACCAAAUUAAAUCAUUAAUUACCCAAUUAAUAAACCCAAAUUUUUUAAUUAAAAAAACAUUUAACAUUAGUGCUGAAACGGUAUAUAUAGCAGACCACCAAGGUAAGGAAGGUCCAGUCGCACAAUAGUUUCCUAAAUUACAACGUUGCCCCCAUCAAAGAAAAAGAAGAAACAGAGAGAGAAAGAGAAAGAGACCCAAGCAAAAAAAAAAAUAACUGAUUGGGUGGUGUGAAAUGCUGGCGAUGGGGUUGCAACGCGGUGGCGGUACCCCGGCGGUGUGAGAUCUUACGGUGGCGCUGAGCAUUUCCGGUGACCCUUUUGCGAAAUGGGUUCGGGGCCGAUUGGUGGCGGCGGUGGCGGUGGCGGUGGCGGUUGUUCUAACGGUGGUAACGGUAGUUGUUGUGAUAUGAGUCUCAAGUGUUCGUGUAGGUGGAGAUUGGAGAACCAACAGUAUUAUAAGCGGUUUUUUUCUUCUGGUUUCGUUUUCUUUUUUGGGUGUUUCGUUUUGUUUGGAUCGAUUGCCACGCUCUAUGGUUGGCUCGCUUUCUCGCCCGCAGUGCACACCGCUCUCUCUCCUUUUGGUUGCCAAGAGGACAAUGAGGGGUCUUGGUCAAUUGGGAUUUUCUAUGGUGACUCUCCUUUCUCUCUUAAACCCAUUGAAGCUGCGAAUGUAUCCAACGAUGAUAGUGCUGCUUGGCCGGUCGCCAAUCCGGUGGUGACGUGUGGUUCGGUUUCUGAUGCUGGUUUCCCCAGUAAUUUUGUUGCUGACCCUUUUCUUUUUAUUCAGGGAGAUACCUUUUACCUGUUCUAUGAGACAAAAAAUUCAAUCACUGUGCAAGGUGAUAUUGGAGUUUCAAAAAGUACUGAUAAGGGUGCAACAUGGCAACAACUGGGAAUUGCCUUGAAUGAGGACUGGCAUCUUUCUUAUCCAUAUGUCUUUGAGCAUGGUGGCAAGAUAUAUAUGAUGCCUGAGGGCAGUAAGAAAGGAGAUCUUCGUCUCUACAGAGCAAUUAACUUUCCUUUGCAGUGGAGAUUGGAAAAGGUCAUCAUGAAAAAGCCCCUUGUUGAUUCUUUUAUCAUCAAUCAUGGUGGGAAGUAUUGGCUUUUUGGCUCAGAUCAUAGUGGGUUUGGAACCAAGAAAAAUGGGCAGUUGGAGAUUUGGUAUAGCAGAUCGCCUCUUGGUCCUUGGAAACCGCACAAGAAGAACCCCAUUUAUAACAUUGACAAGAGCUUGGGAGCUCGUAAUGGAGGCAGGCCAUUUAAAUAUGAAGGAAAUCUUUAUCGCACGGGUCAGGACUGUGGUGAUACAUAUGGUAGACGGGUGCGUGUUUUUAAGAUUGAAACUCUUACUAGUGAAGAAUACAAAGAAGUUGAAGUACCAUUAGGCUUUGUUGAACCAAACAAGGGUCGAAAUGCUUGGAAUGGUGCUCGAUACCAUCACUUAGAUGUGCAACAUCUGCCAUCUGGUGGCUGGAUUGGUGUUAUGGAUGGGGAUCGUGUUCCUUCUGGAGAUUCAGUCCAGCGAUUCAUGGUAGGUUGUGCUUCUGUUGCAGUUGCUGCUAUACUCAUUGUGCUGUUGGGUGUGUUGCUUGGAUUUGUGAAUUGUUUUGUCCCUCUUAACUGGUUCAUUCAUAACUCUGGGAAGAGGAAUUUAACUUUCUUGACGUGGGAAAGGUCAAAUAUGUUCUCUUCAAGAGUAAGACGGUUUUGCAGCCGCUUGAACCGGGCCCCGACAUUUCUCCGAGGUAAGAUAAAGCAUAAUGCUUGUGCUAGGAGGUUCAUUCUGGCUAUUAUAUUUGCUGUGGGGGUUGGAUUGAUGUGCAUAGGAGUGAGAAAUAUUUAUGGCGGUAACGGUUCAGAAGAACCUUACCCGUUGAAAGGACAAUAUUCCCAGUUUACAUUAUUAACAAUGACCUAUGAUGCUCGUCUCUGGAAUUUGAAGAUGUAUGUGAAACAUUACUCAAGAUGUUCUUCUGUGCGGGAGAUAGUUGUGGUGUGGAACAAGGGAGUCCCUCCGAAGUUGAGUGAUCUUGAUUCUGCAGUACCAGUAAGGAUCAGGAUAGAGGAAAAGAACUCUCUAAACAAUCGGUUCAAGGAUGAUCCGUCUAUAAAGACACGGGCAGUCCUUGAGCUUGAUGAUGACAUUAUGAUGACAUGUGACGAUGUCGAGCGUGGUUUUAAUGUGUGGCGUCAGCACCCUGAUCGCAUUGUUGGAUUCUACCCUCGGCUUAUUGAUGGGAGCCCAUUAAAAUACAGAGGAGAAAAAUAUGCAAGGAUGCAUAAAGGGUACAACAUGAUUCUUACUGGUGCUGCUUUUAUGGAUUCUCAAGUAGCUUUCAAGAGGUACUGGAGUAAAGAAGCAAAGCAAGGGAGGGAAAUAGUGGACAAGAAUUUUAACUGUGAAGAUGUGCUCUUAAAUUAUUUGUAUGCAAAUGCAAGUUCAUCAAGGACAGUUGAUUAUGUGAAACCAGCUUGGGCGAUUGACACUUCAAAAUUUUCAGGCGCAGCAAUCAGCCGAAACACGAAAGAGCAUUAUCGGUUGAGAAGCCAUUGCCUGAUAAAAUUUUCAGAGAUGUAUGGAAGUUUAGCUGGUCGAAAAUGGGGAUUUGACAGUAGAAAAGAUGGUUGGGAUGUAUAGUAGGGGAGUUUUCUAUAGCUAGGUCCUUGCCAACUUUUGUAUUUUUCAUCUUUGCGGCUAUAAAGUCUUCUUGUCUAUACUUGUACCCCCACUUUCUAGGGGGUUUUCCAAUAGAAUGUCUGCAACAUGUAAAUUGGUUCCAUAAUGGCCUUUUCAUGUUAUAUUUUUUAAUUUGUGCCUCCAACCCCCCGAGGCUGAUUUGUCAUAGAUGGUGUUGGGAUUGAAGGAAGCAUAGGGAAAGACACAGAUUCAUCAAGGAUCAUUCAUACAUGCAAAAUAGGACUAAAACUAUUUCCCAAAGACAUUCCUUAGAAUACUGUAAUUCUGAUCCUGGCAUUGAUUCUAAUUUUGAUUGCUUUUUCACUACUUCUUAGCCUUUUUUUUUGGGGGGUUCCUUUCUUUUAUUCUUAGAUUGACUCUGGUUUCUGGUUUCUGGUUUAGGAUGGGGGAUGAUUGAGUCUACAUCUAGCAAGCAAAAUGAAACAACUCUGGAGUCGCUGUUAUAUAACCCUGUUUAAUUAUUUUUAAUGACGUCUAAAAUUAUAUAAAUUAUUAUACAAAAUGCGUUUACACAUAGUAAUAAUGAUUUAGAUAUCUGAAAAAUGACACAGCAAAAAGAAAAAUGGUUAUUGAAGGAACAUGAUGCGUAAAAAUGCAUCUACAAGCAGCAGCGAUCCCAGGCCUGGCAGAGAAUUUUUCGAACCUUCUCAUGAUUCUGGAUAAUUCGUGUUAGCUACGAAGUCUGCAUGAACAUGCUUCAACAACAGCAUGUGCAGUUCUCGCCAUCCCCGUAAGAGUAAAGGUAAUUUCUUGAUUAUUAAUUUAGGAUUUGACUAAAAUAAGAAAACAUGUGAAGUGAGAAAGUGAAACUCUAUUUAUUAUUAAUUUAAAUUUGAUUAUAUUUAUAAAAUACUUUAAUUCAAAUUAACUAUGGAUAGUGUUUAACUUUCUUACUUCAAAUAUUUUCUCCUUUUAGUAUAGUUAAAUCUAUUAAUUUACUAAUUAAUUGUUAACAUAAUUAGGUAGAGGAGUU
Abrus precatorius (Indian licorice) is the source of this 3817-nucleotide messenger RNA. RefSeq names its product glucosamine inositolphosphorylceramide transferase 1. The transcript has 4 exons. Gene Ontology annotation, molecular function: glycosyltransferase activity. NCBI's taxonomy places the organism in Eukaryota, Viridiplantae, Streptophyta, Magnoliopsida, Fabales, Fabaceae. Gene Ontology annotation, cellular component: membrane. The record is from RefSeq and is a predicted model, not a curated record. The coding region runs from base 472 to 2784 and encodes 770 amino acids.